Messenger RNA from Aspergillus aculeatinus CBS 121060, 805 nucleotides. RefSeq names its product DUF4112 domain-containing protein. Lineage: Eukaryota; Fungi; Ascomycota; Eurotiomycetes; Eurotiales; Aspergillaceae. The coding region runs from base 20 to 805 and encodes 261 amino acids. The transcript has 3 exons. The record is from RefSeq and is a predicted model, not a curated record.
AAAGAAACAACCACGAGCUAUGACGACUAAGAUUGCAUCGCUUGUUGGCAAAAGGAUCUUAGGCGAAACGGCCAGAAACCACUUUGGCCAGGAGGAUCCAUACUUCGAAGAAGUCCCCGCCUCUCGCCUAGGACGAGCCUUCGGCAAAAAGACACAGAAGAGGCGGAAAGCGAUACCGCCGGGAUUAUCAGACCACGACCAGAAAGUCCUGACGCAAGUCAAGAGAAGAGCAUAUCGACUAGACUACAGUCUUUUCAAUUUGUGCGGGAUAAGGUUUGGAUGGGGAAGUGUGAUUGGGCUAAUUCCUUUUGCCGGAGAUGCUGCCGAUGCAGCACUCGCCUUGAUGGUCGUUCGGACCUGCGAGGGCAUCGAUGGAGGUCUUCCGGCAAGCCUGCGCAUGAUGAUGAUGAUCAAUGUGGUGAUCGAUUUCUUCAUAGGACUUGUGCCGUUCGUGGGUGACAUCGCAGAUGCCGUCUACAAGUGCAACACAAGGAAUGCUGUGCUCCUAGAGAAGCAUCUGCGAGAGAAAGGGGCCAAGGCGCUCUCAAAGCAUGGCGGAAGACACGAUGCACCCGAAGACGCCAGUCUCCCCGAAGAAUUCGACCGACACGACAAGGGCGCCAUAGAGGAACCGAGGAGACAUCGGAGCAGGAAGCACUCUAGGACUGACGGUCCCGCGAUGCCCGAACCAGCAAGACAUCCACAAAGGAAUCGGUCGCAGAGAAGAUGGUUUGGCGGCGCAGCCCCCGGCGAUGACGAUCUCGAAAGAGGCGUCGUCGACAACACGCGAUCCGCUAGGCGCUGA